Messenger RNA from Zalophus californianus (California sea lion), 7333 nucleotides. RefSeq names its product leucine zipper protein 1 (gene LUZP1). NCBI's taxonomy places the organism in Eukaryota, Metazoa, Chordata, Mammalia, Carnivora, Otariidae. Bases 326 to 3550 code for a protein of 1074 amino acids. The record is from RefSeq and is a predicted model, not a curated record. The transcript has 4 exons.
CCGAGGCUGAGUCUCCCAGGCGCCGCCGCCCGGCCCGGCUCGGAGCCCACGCCGCUGGGGCUGGGCUGGGGAGGGAGAGGUCGCUGAGGCCUGAGGGUUUGUAGAUCAAAAGGCAGCUGCCAUUGAAAGUUAGCGCCUGUUUCCAAGACAGCAAGCACCAGGGGGGCCACCAGGAGCAUUAACGGAAAGCUUAAAUUACCUAAAUGACUGAUCAUGGUCUCCAGCUGCCAAAGAAGGUUGUGGAUGCCAAGAGAAAGGUAACCAUUUCUCAUCCCCUCGAGCGUAACUGGAUGCCUCUAGGAGCCCACACCGGCUGGCAGUAGACAUGGCUGAACUUACAAACUACAAGGAUACCGCCUCCAGCCGCCACCUGCGGUUUAAGUUACAGAGUCUAAGCCGCCGUCUUGAUGAGUUGGAGGAAGCCACAAAAAACCUCCAGAAAGCAGAGGAUGAGCUCCUGGAUCUGCAGGACAAGGUGAUUCAGGCAGAAGGCAGCAACUCCAGCAUGCUGGCGGAGAUUGAAGUGCUGCGCCAGCGAGUGCUGAGAAUCGAAGGCAAAGAUGAGGAAAUUAAGAGAGCGGAGGACCUGUGUCAGCUGAUGAAGGAGAAGCUUGAAGAGGAAGAAAACCUCACCCGGGAGCUGAAAUCAGAGAUUGAGCGGCUUCAGAAACGAAUGGCUGAACUGGAGAAGCUGGAGGAGGCCUUUGGCAGGAGUAAGAAUGAUUGUACCCAACUCUGUCUGAGUCUGAAUGAGGAGAGAAACCUGACAAAGAAGAUCUCCUCUGAGCUGGAAAUGCUCAGGGUCAAAGUGAAAGAACUGGAAUCUUCCGAGGACCGCCUGGAUAAAACUGAGCAGAGUUUAGUGUCGGAGUUAGAAAAGCUGAAAUCAUUAACUCUGAGCUUUGUAAGUGAGAGAAAAUACUUGAAUGAAAAGGAGAAAGAAAAUGAGAAACUGAUAAAAGAGCUCACUCAGAAACUGGAGCAGAACAAAAAAAUGAACCGAGAUUAUACAAGGAAUGCUUCUAAUCUUCUGGAAAGGAAUGACCUACGGAUUGAGGACGGGAUCUCCAACACACUGCCAUGCAAAGAAUCAAGAAGGAAGGGCACUCUGGACUAUCUAAAGCAGGUAGAGAACGAGACAAGAAACAAAUCCGAAAAUGAAAAGAACCGAAAUCAGGAAGACAACAAAGUUAAAGACCUUAACCAAGAGAUUGAGAAACUUAAGACACAAAUCAAACAUUUUGAAUUUUUGGAAGAAGAACUUAAGAAAAUGAGGGCCAAAAAUAAUGAUCUUCAGGAUAAUUACCUAAGUGAACAAAAUAAAAACAAACUCUUAGCCAGCCAGCUGGAGGAGAUAAAGCUCCAAAUCAAGAAACAGAAAGAGUUAGAGAAUGGGGAGGUGGCAGGGGAUGAGGCCUUCCUGUCCAGCAAAGGCAGGCACGAGAGGACUAAGUUCAGAGGCCAUGGGAGUGAGGCACCUGUGUCCAAGCACAUGCCCCGGGAACUGUCCCCUCAGCAUAAGCGGGAGAGGCAUCGAAACAGGGAGUUUGUGCUCAACAGUGAAAACUAUUCUCUGGGCAACAGGCAGGUUUCCUCUCCCAGUUUCACUAAUAGGAGGGCAGCCAAAGCUUCCAACGUAGGGGCGGCUGCAGACAGUGGGACUCAGGAGACCAGGAGAACUGAAGACCGGUAUGCAUCGGGCUCUUCUCAGAGUGAAGGGAGGAGGCCCCGGGAGCAGCCUUCAGUGCUCAGCCGCUACCCACCAGCUGCUCAGGAGCACAGUAAAGCUUGGAAGGGUACUCCCAAGCCAGGUACCGAGAGUGGGUUGAAGGGAAAAGUGGAGAAGACAACACGAACAUUUAGUGACAGUACCACCCAUGGAUCUGUUCCCAGUGACAUACUGGGUAGAGCUGACAAGGCCUCUGACACCUCCACGGAGGCCCUCUUUGGCAAGAGGGGGCAGGUACCCGGCAACGGAAGUCCGUUAAAUCAGGCUGCAGACUGUGGCAGUCCUAAGGGGAUUGGGUCCCUGGCCUCAUCUCGAAGAUCUUCCUCAGAAGGGCUCUGCAAGGGCAAAAAGGCUGUCACUGGCCAGGAGGCUGAUACCGGUUCCUCAAAUUCCAAGCCUCCACUUUUAUCAAAGUAUCCUUAUAGCUCCAGAAGCCAAGAGAACAUCCUUCAGGGCUUUUCAACCCCAAACAAAGAAGGCAUCGAUCAGCCCGUAGCCGUUGUGAUGGAAGACAGCAGUCCACACGAGGCCCUGAGGUGCCGAGUCAUCAAAUCCAGUGGCAGAGAGAAGCCAGACUCAGAUGACGAUGUGGACGUAACCUCUCUCGUGACUGCCAAGUUGGUAAACACAACCAUCACUCCGGAGCCAGAGCCAAAACACCAACCCAACUCUAGGGAAAAAGCCAAAUCCCGAGGGGGACUUAGAACCUCCCUGUUUGAGACUGAUAAAGAUGUUGGAACAGAAAAUGAAUCUGUGAAACCUGUCCGAGCCUCCACCAAUGCCGUGGAGUUCCCAGAUACCAAUGGUGCUGGGGCUACAAGCCAGCGGCCCUUCAGCCCCAGAGAGGCCUUGCGGUCCAGGGCCAUCAUCAAACCUGUCAUCAUUGAUAAGGAUGUGAAAAAAAUCAUGGGAGGAUCUGGAACGGAGGCCACCACGGAGAAGCAGAAGUCCACCUCCAGACCAGGGCCAAACAAGGUGACAAGCAGCAUAACCAUCUACCCCUCUGACAGCCCCAGCCCUCGGUCCGCCCCAGGUGAGGCUCCGCGGGAGAGGCACACGUCCACCAGCAACAUCCAGCUUGGGCCAGCAGAGCUCCCGUCAGGUAGCAACCACAUCAGCACCCCCUUGGAGCUCUCCAUUCACAAACAUGACAUUGCCCUGCAGCUCCCGGAAGCUGAAAGAACGGGAGAUGGGCCCCUGAAGAACAGGCCAGAAACAGUGGUCUCUCGGAGCAGCAUUAUAAUCAAGCCCUCAGACCCCGUGGAGAGAAACAGCCAUGCACCCCCAGCAGAGACAAUCAGGUGGAAAAGCCAUGGUGCCCCUUCAGAAGCGGGCUCUGCAGACACCAGGCAUGUUACCGUGCGGAACGCCUGGAAGAGUCGGCGAGACUUGAACUCUUUAGAAGACCCCCCAGCUCGAGGAGGCAGAAACGUGGAAGCUCCCAACGCCUACACCCAGAGGGCCGCCACAGACUGUUCAGACCUCGGACAGCCCAGGUUGUACCUUUGCGAGCAGGGCACUCAAAGGGCAGGAAAUUCAGGGGACGCCCCCGAGCUCGCCUCCAGAAGGAGCCACAGCAGCCUCACCGUGUCCGAGGUGCUCACUCGUCGGAAUCGGGUGGGAGACGCAGGCACCACGGCAGCCUGGAACCACUCGGCAGGCGCGGAGGAAGGGGACGACUGCGCACUCGGUGCCCACAGGCGACCGCACAACUCCCUGGAGCGGUGUGAGCUGCCUGCGAAGCCGGGGCCGUCAGAGCCGGGGCGAGCCCGGGCUGAGGAGCGGUUACGGCCAGCCAGGCCCUGCGCCGAGGACAACUGAGCCUGCUGGGUGAGGUCUGCCGUCUCCUCUGCUCCCGCUUCUCCGCUCUCCUGCCUUCCUGCCCUAUGAAGGAUGCCGGGCCAGUUAACGAGGCUGGACGCCAGGCCUUGGCUGGGAGAGAUGGCAGACCAGGCUGUGGCUCAGGUCAUUUUUGCCAGUUGGCCAGAGGGGAUCAGAAACUACAAGCUGGACAUAAGUCACCCAGGCCCGGCCUUCCCCAAUGCAUGAGUCCUCUCUCCUUGUCCCUGUCCCCAGGUCGGAUGGGCCCCUCUGGCCCCCAAAUGGGGAAAGCUCUAGAAACCCCUUGUAUCCUCGUCACACAACAGCAGCCGAAAGCCCUUCUCUGCUCCUUGGUGGGUCAGAGGGCGCCCUUUCAGUGCUUAGUUUCUUCCAGUUCACUCCUUGUUUGGUCUAGGGGCCUAAGUACCGGCCGAGACCCAGCAGCGGUCCGCGCCACCUGGGGGCGUCCCUCAGACUUGGGCAGCAGCAGGUCUGUGCUGCUUCUGGGGGACUGUGGGACCAACCUUUAGGCUGAAGCUUCUCUGACGUGGCCCCCUGGCUGAUGAUGGUUUCCUGGGGGCAGAGCACACGGGUACCCACCUACUGGACUGAUGUCAUCCCCCCCGCCCCCCGGCUCUCGGCUGACCUUCCAAAGGCACCUGGAAGCGCACAAGCCUCACGCAUCUCCUUUCCUGGGCACCAAAAAAUGCUGCUGGCCCUGCCCGCUCCUCUCCCUUGGCUGGAGACUUCAGGCCGACUCCGUCGUUUCCAGCCUUCGGAAUUCUCCCGGACUAAACUGGGCCUGGCCCAGCGUGCUCUGCCUUCUAGCAAGUGCCCAGCAAGGGGGAAGAUGGGCAGGAAGAAGCAUUUCCCCAGUCACUGCACAGAGCAAUAUUUCCGUGAAAGGUAUGGACUCUGUCCCUCUUCCUUCCCCCCACGGAGGAGGUAUGGCACUUUACCAAGCUGGCGCGUUCCUCCAGAGGUGGGCCCUCAGGGUCUGCGAACUAUCAUGAGGAGGACUUCACUGGAGGAAAGGUAAUAAAUGCCUACCGAGGCCCCAGGUUUGUACAAACGCGAAAUGCAGCAAACCUUUCAGGAAGCCGCAUAAAUAAAAAUGGAUUAGUUUCCGUAUACCAGUCACGGGGGAGGGAGGGGCGUGGUUACAAAGAACCGUAUAUUCUUGGCACUGCUUUUUGUAGAACACUCAGUUCAAAGAAGGGAUCCCUUUUCAGAGGCUUGUAACGGUGCAGACACUGUUCCUUCAUAGUGAGAGUGUAACUAGGCUCAGGAAAGCGGGAUUUUCUUCAUGGCUUUGCUGUGGGACUUUGGGCGAGUCACUGUCCUCUUGGGGCCUCAGUUCCCUUAUCUAUAAAGUGAAUUCUUUGAAAUGGUCUCUAAGGGUCCCAGAUCUGGCAUUCUGCGAGGAUUCUGGUUAUACUGUCCUGUGGGGGGUUGAUGCUUUUGGAAGGUAGCAUCCAGAUGGUUCAGGGAAGGGGUUACCCCCCUGCCUUGUUUUUCUGGACCUUAUUUUUUCCACGUUUUAACAUCAUGAGGAUGAACUCCGCAGAGCUCGGUUGGCCUCGUUUUUCUAGUCUGUGAGAGGAGGGAUUAGGUCAGCUGGCUUCUGUAGCCCUUCUGGCGCCAGCCUUGCCCACUUGGCACACAGUGUCCCCUGGCUUUCGGGACACCAGUUGGCCGUCUUGUGUUGCUGUGCCUUGUGACUGGUCUUCCCUGUCUGCACUCAGUGUGGGAACCAGCGCUCGUGGCGCCCGUGUCUGCCAUCAGACUGGGCGACCCUGGAGGCGGCUUGGGGCACACCUAGCUUCCUUUCGGGGACAGGAAAGUUUUGCGCCGACUUCCAUUUUCUGGAGUGUUGCCAGUCUAAGGGCAUUGCUGUCUAGCUUCUCUUUGCUUACAGUGCUGCCUCAGAGGCUCCGUUUAAGACGCUGUUUUCAAAAUCUCUUCCUGCUGCUUCCCCUGGGUCACUGCCCAGAAACUAGCUUGCCCAAGGCUGCAACCUCUCACCUGUAGCCUCCCUGCCCUUCUUCUUCACUGGUUGGCAACCUUGAGAGUCCAAAGGAAACGGACCUCUGUCGUGGUCAACUGAGGUUACAGGAAACUAAGCCUGUGGCUCUUCUCUGCUGGUGGAAACAAAAGGGUGCCAAGCCAUGCCUACAAAGAUUUUGCCAAUAAUUCACAUCUUUGGGCGUUGGAGCCCUGGAUUCUGGUGCUGUAGCUCCUGGUGCCAAAGUCUGGAUCUUUCCACAUUGCAGCAGCACCGACACCUGCCACUCCUCAGAAGGUCUGUGGAGGAGGGACAGUGGUGGUGCCCUCUUGCUGGGGGCUGCGAUCUUAAACUGAGUGCAAUAGGGUUUGAUUGUAACCAUUAUUUCAGGAUAAGUACUGUGUUUCCUUAAUCGGCAUACUUUCUAGAACCAUUGCGAAAUAGAUUUUAUUUUUAAAUGUCCUCAGCAUUGCAGAAGAUACCAUUUGUAAUAGCAAAUGAAGGCUGGAGGCUCAGUUCCUCUGGGUUUCAAAUGGCUGGCAAGGCUGGCUCGCAAAUUCCGAAGUUCGAAGGCACCUUUCUGAAAAGCAACCUGUGUGUGUGACCACCUGGACCUCACUGUUAGGGGUCCUAGGGAAAACUUCCACGAAAAGGGGAGACCUGGUAGUGAAAUAGCUGUCCAAUGGACCAGCUGUCCCCACCGCCCCAGCCAACAGACCCGCUGUUAGGACAAGCCUCUGCUGCAGCACGGCUCCAGCUCACUGGCAGGUGGCUGGCUGUGGGAGGGUGCCCAGGGAGCCUGGCGCUCCAGAGCUGCACGGUUGGAGCAAGUAUGUGAGGGCUGAAUGCCAGAGGCCAGUCCCUCACCACUCUGGUACUCAACCCCCUCCCCCCCGCCGCCCCGAGAAGGAUGCAAGGGGUGGCAGGCAAAGAAGCCCUGGCUAUUUUCUUUUACUUGGCAAUGAAAGCACACGGGCUGAAGGGACCUGCAGUGGGGCCCAGGACACCAGUCUCCAUCACAGGCAAGUCGGCACAUUCAUCCUCCCCCCUCAGCGGGUGUGGGGAGGGUCUCUGGAGCUUGGAGCUGGCAUUCUGGGGCAGUUUUAGUGCUUUACAUGUAGUGGGUUCGUGCCAAGUGCUACCCUUUUCCGGUAAAGGAACGGGGACCCAGCCGCUGGGUCCCCAGUCGUCCCUGUUGAGGUGGGGUUUGUUGUUACUCCGACAAGACUGCUUUGGAAGAGCUGCUUUUAGGGAUUAUCUUUUGACUACCCCAGGUGGGGCACAGGGUUCUCCUCAAAGCCUCACACCCAAGAUCAUAGGAAAGGGGCCCUAUUUUCCUGCUGCUUCACAGCUCAGAACAUGUACUGAAUGGAAUGUAUUUUUAAGAGAAUAAAGUCUAUUUUUUUGUAUUUUAAAGAAAGAUUGGGAGGGCUGGGGAAGUAGCCCUCAAAAAACUCUUAAUGCAUCAGAGGCCCCUUUGCUGGGGGGCCUCGGUCUCUGUCAGUCCACCUCUGCUCAUUCAGGCAGGUGCUCUGGUCUCACCCCUGCCCCUUGGAGUCUAGGUGCAGCAGCUUCUACAGUCCUGCUCCAAGCAUGGGACCAAGGAGGCCGGACCCUGUUGCUGGAAACCAGGGCGAAGCCACGAGCAGUGACUCGGGGCUCCUUGGGUGCAUGUGUGUAGUGGAAGCUGCCUGUCUGCAUGUAUCCUCUGGCUCGAAUGCUGUCUGUUGGCUCUGCAGCACGAUAUGUAACCAAUAAAGCUCCCUAGUUUCCAUGUG